Ipomoea nil (Japanese morning glory) is the source of this 1497-nucleotide messenger RNA. Its product is annotated as 1-acyl-sn-glycerol-3-phosphate acyltransferase-like. Gene Ontology annotation, molecular function: 1-acylglycerol-3-phosphate O-acyltransferase activity. Lineage: Eukaryota; Viridiplantae; Streptophyta; Magnoliopsida; Solanales; Convolvulaceae. Gene Ontology annotation, biological process: phosphatidic acid biosynthetic process. The transcript is spliced from 5 exons. The record is from RefSeq and is a predicted model, not a curated record. Gene Ontology annotation, cellular component: endoplasmic reticulum; membrane. The coding region runs from base 426 to 1334 and encodes 302 amino acids.
UCUACUCUACCUUACAAGGAUUUUGUGUUGCAUAGACCGCCAUCUUCCUUCUCCUCUUUUCACCUCACUCUCUCACUCAUUUCUCUGCUACUCUCUAUAUACACACAAAUAAAUAUUUCCAUAUUUGUCUACGCUGGAACGUUGUCCACUUGUCUAUCUACUCUUUUCUUACAGUUUCCCAUAGGUAUGUUAUAGCUUCUACCACUUCUCUUCCUCCCUGUUUGCUUCAAAGGUCAAUUUCUGGACUGUUCUUCUUUUACUUGUAAAAAAUUUGGUCGGAAACAUCUGGAUGUAGUGGAAAUUGGUUGAUAAGCUCCAAGGGGAAAAAAAGUUUCAAUCUUUCUGGUCCUUGGUUUGUUUUGCAAAGUGGGAAACUUUACAAAUUGACAACAGCUUUCAAAGUUUACCGUCUUGAUCAUAAGGGUAUGAAGAAUUCUGGGUUGGGUACAUUUAUGAGGAGCAGGAGAUUUGGGAGCCAUUUUGAUGCCUGGUCAAGCUUGGAUUUGGGUGCCCAAUCACAAGUGGUGGUUAAGGGGGAGUUGUGGGGGAAGAAGCAAAAGACAAGAGAUGUGUAUGUGGAAGAUGAUGGGUGGUUGUGUGUGUUGAUAUCAUGGAUUAGGAUUGUUGUGUGUUUUGUUUCAAUGAUGUUCACCACCUUAGUGUGGGCUGUUAUCAUGUUGGUGCUUUUGCCCUGGCCUUAUCAGAGGAUUAGGCAGGGCAAUAUCUAUGGACAUGUGACUGGAAGAAUGUUGAUAUGGAUUUUAGGGAAUCCAAUAAGGAUUGAAGGAGCCGAAUACUCGAAUGAGAAGGCUAUUUAUAUCUGUAAUCAUGCGUCUCCCAUCGACAUUUUUCUCAUAAUGUGGUUGACCCCUACUGGCACUGUCGGCAUUGCAAAGAAAGAGAUUAUAUUUUACCCGCUGUUCGGGCAGCUGUAUGUUCUGGCAAAUCAUUUACGCAUUGAUCGUUCUAAUCCAGCUGCUGCAAUAGAGUCUAUGAAAGAGGCUGCUCGAGCAAUUGUGGAAAACAAUUUAUCUUUAAUCAUUUUCCCCGAGGGUACAAGAUCAAAGGAUGGUCGACUAUUGCCGUUUAAAAAGGGGUUUGUGCACAUGGCGCUGCAAUCGCGGCGCCCAAUAGUCCCGAUCAUUUUCACCGGAACGCAUAUGGCAUGGAGGAAAGGCAGUAUGCACGUUAGACCGGCUCCUCUAACCGUCAAGUUUCUCCCUCCAAUUCGAACCGAUGACUGGAUAGCUGACAAAACCGUGGACUAUGUAAAAUUGGUACACGAUGUUUAUGCCAAAAAUCUCCCAGAGUGUCAAAAGCCCCUACAAAGAUGAAGCAAUUCCAUCUAGGCCACAGAUGAGGGUUUAGAUAUCAGUUUGUGGCUUCUGGAGUUGAAUAAAGCAAAAAUGUUGCUUAUAAUGUUUGUAUCAGAAACUCAUUCAUAGCACAUGUACUAGAUGAUAGAAUAGAUGUACAUAUACAUAUAUGUGUUGCUUA